AAAUUUAGUACCACCUUUAUCAUACGUUCUGGGGUUUUCUCUUAGUACUACAGAAGAAGAAAAAAGCUUCAAUCUUCCAUGGAACAUGACAUAGUUAUCUUCUUCUUCUUUGCUUGUGUCCUAGCGUUUGUUCCAUUUCAAGCCUUAGCUCAGGUAGACACCUAUGAGUUUGAUCCAGAUUUCAACUGUUUAGAACGAGGCAACUUCACGGCCAACAGCACAUUCUCCGGGAAUCUCAACCGUCUUGUGACCUCUCUCUCCUCACUAAAAUCCAAACCUUAUGGCUUCUACAACCUCUCUUCUGGAGGCUCAUCUGGAGAAAGCGCUUAUGCACUCGGUCUGUGUAGAAGAGAAGUCAAAAGAGAUGAUUGUCUCAGCUGUAUUCAGACAGCUGCAAGAAACCUCACCGAGCAGUGUCCAAGGGCAAAACAAGCCGUCGUGUGGUACACGCACUGUAUGUUUCGUUACUCGAACAGGACAAUCUAUGGAAGAAAAGAGACGGACCCAACUCUGUCUCUUCGGGCCGGUGUAGAGAUAUCAGCAAACAGAGAUGAGUUUGAGCGUCUGCAGAGAGAACUAUUGGACAGGCUCAAAGGGAUUGCGACGUCUGGUGGGCCGAACAGGAAAUACGCUCAAGGGAACGGUUCAGCUUCGGCACCGUACCGGAGGUUCUACGGAAGUGCUCAAUGUACGCCGGAUCUGUCUGAACAGGAUUGUGAUGACUGUCUGGUUUUUGGGUUUGAGAGUAUCCCAAGUUGUUGUGAGGCUGAGAUUGGUCUUAGGUGGUCUUGUCCUAGUUGUAACUUCCGGUUUGAGACGUGGCGAUUCUAUGAGUUUGACGCCGACCUAGAGCCUGAUCCACCUGCAAUUAAGCCUGCUGAUUCACCAACAUCGGCUGCAAAGCCAAAGACUGAGAAAGCAGGAAAAGGCAAAGGUGGAUCUAAAGUCGUUAUCGCGAUAGUUAUCCCCAUAGUUCUUGUUGCGUUAUUUGCAAUUUGUCUUUUCUUGGUCUUGAAGCGGAAGAAGAAGAAGAAGAACGGGGAUAAACUCAAAGUUCUUGGGAACUCGCCUUUAUCGGGAUCAGUCGCCGAGGAUGAGUUCUCGAACACAGAUUCUCUGUUUGUUGACUUCGAAAACCUUAAGGCCGCAACAAAUAACUUUUCUCCCGAAAAUGAACUUGGUCGUGGUGGCUUUGGUUCAGUUUAUAAGGGUGUGUUCUCUAAUGGGCAAGAAAUCGCUGUGAAGAGAUUGUCAGGUAAUUCUGGACAAGGAGACAUCGAAUUCAGGAACGAAAUUAUACUUCUUGCAAAGCUUCAACAUAGGAACUUGGUUAGGCUCUUAGGGUUCUGCAUAGAAGGACAAGAAAGACUCCUUGUCUAUGAGUUCAUCAAGAACGCUAGUCUUGACCAUUUCAUCUUUGAUCUUGAGAAGCGUCAGCUUUUGGAUUGGGGACUGCGAUAUAAAAUGAUCGGAGGAGUCGCUAGAGGACUUCUUUAUCUUCAUGAAGACUCUCGUUACCGGAUAAUCCACCGUGAUCUUAAAGCUAGCAACAUACUUUUGGACCAAGAAAUGAAUCCGAAAAUCGCAGAUUUUGGAUUAGCUAAACUCUAUGACUCUGGCCAAACCAUGACACAUCGAUUCACAAACAGGAUUGCAGGAACUUUCGGGUAUAUGGCUCCGGAAUACGCGAUGCACGGACAAUUCUCUGUGAAAACAGACGUUUUCAGCUUCGGUGUAUUAGUCAUUGAGAUCAUUACAGGUAAGAGAAACAACAAUGGUCGAUCUAUUGACGAUGAAGAUGCAGAAGAUCUUCGUAGUUGGGUAUGGAGAAGCUGGAGAGAAGAUACUAUACUAAGCGUGAUCGAUCCGAGUUUAACAACGGGGUCAAGAAACGAGAUGUUGAGAUGCAUACACAUUGGUCUCUUAUGUGUUCAAGAGAGUGCAGCGAGUAGACCAACAAUGGCUUCCGUUGCUCUCAUGCUCAGCAGCGACUCCUUUACUCUCCCGAUGCCUUCAAGACCUGCGUUUGUGUUAGAGAGUGUGAUACCUUCGAAUGUUUCUUCUUCCACGGAAGGGUUACAAAUGUCGAUGAACGAUGUCACUGUUUCUGAGUUAUCUCCUCGUUAAGAAGGAAGCUUCAUCUGUAAUAUAGUUUUUGAAUCUCCUCUUUUAAGCCUUUUAAUGGGUUUUGUUUGUGUGAAUUUUCAGACGGUCUGGCUUCAUCUUGUUGUAUAUUUUCGAUAUUCAUUUUGUUAUGUGUCCAAUAAUACCAAAGACUUUGUGAGACCAAGUCUUAUUAUUAAUCUCAUGAAGAAACCCAAAAUCCAAUACAAGAGAAACUAGAUUUGGUUCUUCUCUAAACGCAGACGAAGCCGAUCCAUCCUUAAAUCCCAAACCCCAUUCUUUAUAGCAAAAACGCUCUUCUUCAGUCGAUCUAUCACGCCCUGCGUGUAAGCUUCUGGUGACGCAAGCUCAGGUUUACCUCUCACAAGACAUUCGUGAGCAUAUUCCCAUUGCUCAGAUGAUUCAACCCUCCUAAACCUCAUGGCUUCAAGCCUGCUUGUGAAGUUUUUCAUCUCCAUGUUUACUGAGAAUCUCGGAAGAACAUCUCUGCAAAACUCUGUUUCAUUCCAAACGAUGAAACUCUCGCCGCUCUCGCUCCACGAAACUAUUGAAUCCGUCGAAGGAUCAUCCACCAUCUCAUAUACCUUGGCUGGGAAGUAAUGAUCCAUAAUAAACACCUUGAUGAUCGUGCCUCUGAAACCAAACCCUAAAAGAAAAGAGACUCCCGCUCUGUAUUAAGAUCGUUGAAUAGCGUAUUUAUUUAUAAUUUUUAACGAAACAUAAAAUGGGCUUUUGUGCAUGUAGCCCAUCUUUAUUUCCAUAGCCCGGAUCAUAUUCGAUAUUUUAUUGAUUAGCCCAUCUUUACGGACGACAGCAAUUUCGCCGGCAAUCUCAACCGCCUCGUCUCCUCUCUCUGCUCACUCACAUCACAUCCAGACCUUACGGCUUCUACAACCUCUCUUCUGAAGACUCAUCUGGAGAAAGAGCUUAUGCGAUUGAUCUGUGUAGAAGAGAAAUCAAAAGAGAUGAUUGUCUCAGCUGUAUCCACAACAAACCUCAUCGAGUGGUGUUCACCGGAGAAGCCAUUACGUGAUUACAGAAGAAGGAGAGAAAGAAAAAAAGCAUCAAGCUUCCAUGGAACAAGACCGAGUUUUCUUCUUCGUCUUGAUAGCUUUUGUUGUCCUAAUGUUUGUUCCAUUUCUGGCCAUCGCUCAGAAGGAUACCUAUGAGUUCACCCCAAGUUUCAAGUGUGUAGCUCGUGGAGGCAAUUACACGGUCAACAGCACUUUCUCCGGCAAUCUCAACCGCCUUGUCUCCUCCCUCUCCUCACUCACAUCCAAACCUUAUGGCUUCUACAACGUCUCUUCUGGAGACUCAUCUGGAGAAAGCGCUUACGCAAUUGGUCUUUGCAGAAGAGAAGUCAAGAGAGAUGAUUGUCUCAGCUGUAUUCAGACAGCUGCAAGAAACCUCACCGAGCGGUGUCCCCUGGCAAAACAAGCCGUCGUGUGGUACACGCACUGUAUGUUUCGUUACUCGAACAGGACAAUCUAUGGAAGAAAAGAGACAGACCCAACUCUGUCUUUUGUUUCCGGUACAACGGUAACAUCAGACAUAGAUGAGUUUGCGCGUCUGCAGUUAGAACUAUUGGACAGACUCAGAGGGAUUGCGGCGGCUGGUGGGCCCAAUAGGAAAUACGCUCAAGGGAACAGUUCGGGAACAUCGGGGUUUCAGAGAAUCUACGGAAGUGCGCAGUGUACACCGGAUUUGUCUGAACAGGAUUGUAAUGACUGUCUUGUUUUUGCGUUUGAGAAGAUCCCAAGUUGUUGUAAUGCUCAGACUGGUCUUAGGUGGUUUUAUCCUAGUUGUAACUUCCGGUUUGAGACUGGGCGAUUCUAUGAGCUUGAUGGCGAUCUAGAGCCUGAUCCACCUGUAAUUAAGCCUGCUGACUCACCAACACCAACUACAGGAACUGAGAGAACAGGAAAGGGCAAAGGAGGAUCUAAAGUCGUUAUUGCGAUAGUCAUUCCGAUAGUUCUUGUUGCGCUAUUUGCAAUUUGCCUAUGUUUGGUUUUGAAGUGCAAGAAGAAAAAGCAUAAAGAUAGUGUCAAAGGUAACAGAACAUUCUUUUUUCGUUAUAGUUGUCUUGUUGAAAUGUAG
Thlaspi arvense is the source of this 4221-nucleotide messenger RNA. The record is from the annotation of a GenBank genome assembly. NCBI's taxonomy places the organism in Eukaryota, Viridiplantae, Streptophyta, Magnoliopsida, Brassicales, Brassicaceae.